GCAUACUCGCUUUUGCCAGGCUGGAUUUAAAGGGCCAGUUACCUGGCAAACCGGCUUUUCAAAAAUCGCUCCUUUGUCGGCGCCUUUUGAAGUCAGGGCUCGGUAACUUAACAUGGGACAGUGGUGGCAGCGGCAACAGCUGUUGCUGUUUUGCUUCCUGUUGCUUGUAUUGAGGAGCUAUUCUGGGACGGAAAAGGGAAAAGAAAAGGAGGAGGAAGAGCACCUGCCCAGCAAAUGUGAAGUCUGCAAAAUACUGAGCUUGGAGCUUCAGGGGGAACUGAAUCGGAGCAGCCAUUCUCGGGAGUUGCUGGAACUAGGGCAGGUGCUAGACACUGGCAAGAGAAAGAGACAAGUCCCCUACAGCACUUCGGAGAUUCGGCUGGAGGAGGCCCUUGAGAACCUGUGUGAACAGAUUCUGGAUUACAGCAUCCAUGCUGAGCAUAAAGGCUCCCUAAGAUAUGCCAAGGGUCAGAGUGAGACCAUGGCAACCCUGAAAGGCCUAGUACAGAAGGGUGUGAAGGUGGAUCUCGGAAUCCCUUUGGAACUGUGGGAUGAACCUAGUGUGGAGGUUGCAUUCCUCAAGAAGCAGUGUGAGCUGAUGUUGGAGAGGUUUGAAGAUGUCAUUGAAGACUGGUACUUCCACCACCAGGAGGUGCCACUGGAGCAGUUCCUCUGUGAGGAACAUGUUCUUGGGAAGGAGGAGAUGGAUUGUCUUCAGGAAACCUGGACUGAGGAUUCAAGAGAACAGAAUGAGAAGGGCUUGAAAGAGAGCCUAGGGCACCAUCCCCAUGAUGCUGCAGACCUCUGACCAGAAUCAGACUUAAUAUCACCUUCUGAUUUUCUAGAUCACUAUUAAAGUUUGUUUUUAUAUAUGUAUAUGUCAUCUAGGUAUGAAGGUGACGUCACCUUUAGCCUAGUCACAUUUGGAGAUUUUGUCCACUCAAAGUAGCUGCUGCCUAUGGUAGCCCCUAAGAUUGGAGACAACAAAAAUGAGUGGCCAGGCCAGGCCAUGGUACUUUGAAGAAAGCUAUGGAGCUCCAAGAUGUUUUCAGACUUGUACCUGGGCUACCACCUGCCCUGCACAUGUUUCUGGUGGGAAGUUUUACAAGGCCAGUUUCAUCUUGGCAGAUAAAAAUGUAAAGAAUGUAAAGGAUUGUAUGAAAGUCAAUAGCCACUAGUGCCUUUUCUGUAUGCUUUCCUUCUAACCCAGGUGGGGAGGGGAGGAGGAGUGGCCCAUGGAAGGAGAGAGUGACCAAAAUACCCAGAGGACCCAGGAACGAUUCCCUGCAUGUACAAGUGCAGAUAUUCUACUGAAGCCAGUGAGCAUGUGAGAGCUUCAUUGUACAUCAAGGGUUCUUAACUUGGGGUCUAUGAAUUUUUUUCUUAACAUUUUAAUAAUUGUAUUUGGGGGGGCGGGGAUUGGACAAUGCCGGUUAAGUGACUUACCCAGGGUCACACAGCUAGUAAGUGUC
Molecule: messenger RNA, 1472 nt
Organism: Dromiciops gliroides (monito del monte)
Lineage: Eukaryota; Metazoa; Chordata; Mammalia; Microbiotheria; Microbiotheriidae
Gene: CNPY4
Product: canopy FGF signaling regulator 4
Exons: 6
Coding region: 113-808 (231 amino acids)
Cellular component (GO): endomembrane system
Molecular function (GO): signaling receptor binding
Source: RefSeq, a predicted model, not a curated record